Moneuplotes crassus is the source of this 387-nucleotide messenger RNA. NCBI's taxonomy places the organism in Eukaryota, Ciliophora, Spirotrichea, Euplotida, Euplotidae. The record is from the annotation of a GenBank genome assembly.
AUGGAAGAUAGUGUAAAGAAGUUGCUUGAUGCUGAGAAAAGAGCAAAUGAUUUAGUAAAUGCAGCCAUGAGAGAGAAGCAGAAGAAGCUAAAGGAAGCUAGGAGAGUCGCCGACAAGAAGAUCGAGAUUUAUAAAGAAGAACUUGAAGAGAAUUUCGAGGAAAGAAAAAGACAAGAAUUUGGAGAAGAAGAUAAUCAGGAAGAGGUCCAAGCAGAGACUGAAGAAGAAAUUGCAAGAAUUCAGAGUGAGUACGAAGAGAACAAGGACAGCGUUAUUGACUAUCUUAUUGAUUCUGUGAUGCAAGUCGAUCUUGAGAUCCCAAAAGUUGUAAGAGGAGAUUUUGAAAGUUCAUAAUUAUUCUUGGUUAUACACAAGGUUUACUAUUGA